Molecule: messenger RNA, 3056 nt
Organism: Manis javanica (Malayan pangolin)
Lineage: Eukaryota; Metazoa; Chordata; Mammalia; Pholidota; Manidae
Gene: CAPZA1
Product: capping actin protein of muscle Z-line subunit alpha 1
Biological process (GO): actin cytoskeleton organization; barbed-end actin filament capping
Cellular component (GO): F-actin capping protein complex; cortical cytoskeleton
Molecular function (GO): actin filament binding
Source: RefSeq, a predicted model, not a curated record
GGGAGCUGGAAGGGAAGGACAGGAAGCCGAGAGUCAGGAAUCCUGGGAUAGUGGCGGACCUGAAGUUGGCUUUGGUGAAGGCUGGGAAUCGUGGGGGACGCGGACUGAGAUUUGGAAGGUUGGAGGAGCGUCCCGGGACUGGGCCUACCUACUCCUUGGAAGGGCGGGAUUCCUUGGAAGGGCGGGAAGAGGCAGACAGCGGCCCCUAUUUUGGAGGACCCGGCCUGAGAUGUGAUCCCGGAGUAAAGUGUGUUUUCUUCCCUACGAGUGAGGGUCACCUUUCACCCCUUUCCUGGGGUAGGAGAAUCCACGACCGUACCACGGGCCGAGCAGCACUUAGCUCUUUGGACCCCGCUGCCAUGGAGGUCACUGAUACUGGGAAAACCUACAGGAGUCACAACUGCUUUUUGAUGGGAUGGAGCUCGGGCGCCAAGAACAGUCGAAACACGCCCCCCGCAUUCCAUAGAUGAACGUGGGAAUGAAUGUAACUCAGUGGGAAAGAUACUAGACAAAAUCAUUUUAAGGCAAAGCCGAGCUCCUGGGGCGUGGGCGCUCAGAGCCCUUACCGCCUGCCCUUAACUGACAUGGCGCCCUCACGGUCAGCAUUUCCGGCGGGUCCUUCCGAGGACCCCUGCGGUGAGUCCAUCACUUGGCUUCCUUCCCGGCCUGCCUCGCGCCCAGGCUGGGCUGGGCCAGAGCAGCCCAAGAUGGCCGACUUCGAGGAUCGGGUGUCGGAUGAGGAGAAGGUACGCAUAGCUGCAAAAUUCAUUACUCAUGCACCCCCAGGGGAAUUUAAUGAAGUGUUCAAUGAUGUCCGGCUACUACUUAAUAAUGACAAUCUCCUCAGGGAAGGGGCGGCACAUGCAUUUGCCCAGUAUAACAUGGAUCAGUUCACACCUGUGAAGAUAGAAGGAUAUGAAGACCAGGUUUUAAUUACAGAACAUGGUGACCUGAGUAAUAGCAGAUUUUUAGAUCCAAGAAACAAAAUUUCCUUUAAGUUUGAUCACUUACGGAAAGAAGCAAGUGACCCCCAGCCAGAGGAAGCAGAUGGAGGUCUGAAGUCUUGGAGAGAAUCCUGUGACAGUGCUUUAAGGGCCUAUGUGAAAGAUCAUUAUUCCAAUGGCUUCUGUACUGUUUAUGCUAAAACUAUAGAUGGGCAACAGACCAUUAUUGCAUGUAUUGAAAGCCACCAGUUUCAGCCUAAAAACUUCUGGAAUGGUCGUUGGAGAUCAGAGUGGAAGUUCACCAUCACACCACCUACAGCCCAGGUGGUUGGAGUACUUAAGAUUCAGGUGCACUAUUAUGAAGAUGGCAAUGUUCAGUUGGUUAGUCAUAAAGAUGUACAGGAUUCAGUAACUGUUUCGAAUGAAGUCCAAACCGCCAAGGAGUUUAUUAAAAUCAUAGAGCAUGCAGAAAAUGAGUAUCAGACAGCUAUUAGUGAAAACUAUCAAACAAUGUCAGACACCACAUUCAAGGCCUUGCGCCGGCAGCUUCCAGUUACCCGCACCAAAAUCGACUGGAACAAGAUACUCAGCUACAAGAUUGGCAAAGAAAUGCAGAAUGCUUAACGGCUGAAUGUAGGCUUCUUCAGUACCCGGAAAGAAAGGAUUCAACGUACAGUCAUAUGAUAAAUAAGUGAUUUAUAAACAAGAGUGAUAUUUUGCUAGGGCUUUCAAAAUUAACAGUUUUCUAGCCUCAUGGAAUACUGUUGAACCUAUAGCAUUGUCUUGAUUCUUUUGCGUUCUUUACCUUGUAAUUUUGUGUUUUCAUUAUAUCUACUUGUAAGUCUUUUCUUUUCCUGCCACAUUUAAUGAUGGAGAGAGAUCUAUCCUAGAGUCAUUUGACUGUUUAGAAAAAUUUCCUAUCCAUGAAGCCCUGUUACAGACAGGUAAUAUAUUCUGUACAAUAUUGACAGGUAAUAUGUUCUGUACUUUUCUGCCCCUAUCCUUCAAAGCACUUCUGGUACUUCAGUGAUUUUUACUGAUCCACCAACAGCUAAAGAGGCAAUGCUACAAACUAUAGCUGAAUGGAAGACACAUUUAUCCUUCUCCCUCUGACCACUUUAAUUAUCUUUUAUAGCAUCUUAUUAACUAGUUUUCAAAAGUUUGGAUUGGGGCUUUUCAUGUCCUUUUUGGGUGACAAAGGGAGUUUUCUGUAAGUUCCAUUAUAGCCAGCUUCUUUGGGGAGGUUGUUUUUAAAUCCAAAGACUUGAACCACAUUACCUGCACAUGAACGUGUUUACUUUUCUCCCUCUCUUCAUUGUCUCCUUCCCAUCUCAUUAUAGUUGUAGACAUCUGCAUUUUUAGAAGAGUUUUACCCAUCUAUUAUUUUUUUUAAUAUUCAAGAACUGCUGAUACACUAGGGAUGUAAUUGAGUGUAAGACUUGAAAAAUGUAGAUGUUGAAGGAAUAAUAGGUACCUUGUGCUUUAAUACUUUGUGGCGAGUUAUACUAUAAAAGCAAAUGAGUUAACUGUGUAAAUCACAAAAACUAAAAAUGAACCAAAGUGACAAGGAUAACUUUCAGGCAGUAUCUUUCUAUUGUAACCUGUUAUUUAACCUGUUACUAUUGAUUUGUUCCAAAUAGGAUGUAAAACUUCUUCCAGAUUACUCUUCCUCCAUCCUGCCUGCCAAAAACUCAAAUGUAACUGUGAUAUAGCAACCCUUCCCAGGUAUAUUGGCAGGUAUAUGUGUGAUCUCAGAAUAGACAGGUGACAUAGAUACGAUAUGACAGCUGGUAAUGAUGGAUUCAUUUACAUUGUUUACACUUCUAUGACCAGGCCUUAAAGGAAGGUCAGUUUUUAAAAACCAAGUAGUGUCUUCCUACCUAUAUCCAAAUAUAUGUCAAAAAAGAAGGGUGUUUGUGCUUCAGCUUUGUUUUUGUUCAGUAAUACAGUCAAGCAAGAGUAUGUUUCCAAGUGACCCAUUCAGCUGUAUAAGCAUUUUUGUUUAUUUCAAAUAAAAUAUAUUUGUAUUAUUUGUCAUUCAUACUAUCCAUCCAUACCACACUGUCCUCUGUAUCAGAUAGUCCAAUAGAAAUAUACCUGUUUUGUUCUUAA